UCAGUCGGCGAACGCUGGGGGCCGCACUUCCGCCUUGGUGUCAGCGGGUCUGGGCCCGGGGCUGUUGCGGGACCAGCUUGUGAACUCCUUGAGGGUAUGGUCUGUCUUCCUGCAACACUUACGGGCCAGAACUUGAAAACUGCAUGCCUAGAAGCACAUGGUUUUGUGUGUGCCUGUGUCAGUCUUGCAGCUCCACCAAUGAAUAUCUGCAAAUAAAACAAAUACCUGGCCUUGGCAAAUUCUGCAAAGUAUUUCAAUAUAUUUCACUGUGUACAAGCAUUUCAUUUGAUCACCUGUUAUAAAUACUCCAGUAGGAGAUAAACAGUAAUUUCGUCUCAAGCUUGCAACUGAGGGAUACUUCAGGCUUUCAACAUUGUUAAUACACAAGACUGCUUUUUAAAAUCAUCUAAAGUGACUUGGUAUUUAUGAAGGAAGAUUCCAUUCCACAAAAAUGUUUAAUCUUUAAAUUCAGCAAAAUGAUGCAUUAGAGGAAGCCAAGUUGGCGGUUCAAAGAUUUCAUACUGAAGGAUGAAUAGUGAAGAGGAGUUCUUUGAUGCCGUUACGGGAUGGGGAAGAAGAGAACUAUGAAAAACAGAAUCACUGGCUUCGAGUCCGACAAUUCUUCAGGAGACUUUUCAGAAACAAAUCAUAAAGUUGCAGAAAUGCUUGAUCUGGAUCCACCCCAAAGCAAUAGGACUGGAAAACAUAAUGGAGAGAGGCAGCUUCAUGAGAAUGGAAUUAAGAAACACAGAACAUCAUUACCUGCACCGAUGUUUUCUAGGAGUGAUUUCAGUGUGUGGAGUAUAUUAAAAAAAUGCAUUGGACUGGAGCUGUCUAAAAUUACAAUGCCUAUUGUCUUCAAUGAGCCACUGAGCUUCCUCCAGCGGCUAACCGAAUACAUGGAACACAUAUACCUCAUUCAUAAAGCUAGCAGUCAUGCGAACCCCCUGGAAAGAAUGCAGGCUGUAGCUGCUUUUGCAGUUUCUGCAGUAGCUUCGCAGUGGGAGAGAACUGGCAAACCAUUUAACCCUCUACUAGGAGAAACGUAUGAAUUAAUCAGGGAGGAUUUAGGAUUUAGGUUGAUAUCUGAACAGGUCAGUCACCACCCACCUGUUAGUGCAUUUUAUUCUGAAGGCCUCAAUAAGGACUUUGUUUUUCAUGGAUCAAUCUACCCCAAAUUAAAGUUCUGGGGGAAGAGUGUAGAAGCAGAGCCCCGUGGAACAAUUACUUUGGAGCUUCUAAAACAUAAUGAAGCUUACACGUGGACAAACCCAACCUGUUGUGUACAUAACAUAAUUAUAGGUAAACUGUGGAUAGAACAGUAUGGAACAAUAGAAAUUGUAAAUCACAGUACUGGAGAUAAAUGUAUCCUUAAUUUUAAACCAUGUGGACUGUUUGGGAAAGAGCUUCACAGAGUAGAGGGUCACGUUCAGGACAAAAACAAGAAGAAGCUCUCUGUGAUCUAUGGCAAAUGGACAGAAUGCUUAUGGUGUAUCAAUCCUGCCACAUAUGAUGCUUCUAAAAAGAAUGAAAAGAGAGGUGGUGACCAGAAGAAAUUGAAGCCGAGCGAAGAUGCUGGGAAUGAUGAGGCCGAUGAUAUGCCAGAGAUCCAAGAGACUGUGCAAGUCAUACCAGGCAGUAAGCUGCUUUGGAGGAUAAAUUCUAGACCACCAAACUCAUCACAGAUGUACAAUUUCACCAGUUUUGCUGUGAGUCUCAAUGAGCUGGAAACUGGCAUGGAAGCAGUUUUAGCUCCCACUGAUUGUCGUCUACGUCCAGAUAUCAGAGGCAUGGAAAAUGGAGAGCUGGACCUGGCUAGCAAAGAAAAAGAGAGACUAGAAGAGAAACAAAGAGCCGCUCGUAAAGAACGUGCAAAAGAUGAAGUGGAAUGGAGGACAAGAUGGUUUCAUCAAGGCAAUAACCCAUACACUGGAACCUCAGACUGGUUAUAUUCAGGCGGAUACUUUGAUAGAAAUUUCUCAGACUGUCCAGAUAUAUAUUGAAAUCUCUGAACCCAUCACUCCAUCUCAUCUGGACAUCUAGUUGUUAAAUUUCAAUCUAUGCCAGUUAUUCUGGUUUUGUUAAUAGCAAAAAACAGCUUUUCUAAAGUAAAUUUUAAUGAAAAUUGUAUCAUUCACCAAUCAAGGAUUUGUCACUAAUUUUGAUGGCCAGAUAUUUAAAUGCUGUUACAUUCUUUCCAUAAAGCUUUCAUCUGAAAUCAUCAUGUUUUCACUAAGUUUUAAAAGGGACGUCAGUUGUCUUUGUUUCUCAUCCAAAGGUAUGCUGUAGCCAAUAGAGUUUACAGCACCCUUUUAAUUAUAUAACUGAGAAAAAAUAGCAGUGAUAUCCUUGUUACUUCACUUAGUACAGCAUUAAAGAAUCUAACUAUCCAGAACUUGGAACAAUGGUAAAUUAGUACGGUACAAACAUGAUCAAAUCGGGCAGAGUCAGCAUUCCCUGUGAAGAGAUGUAUGUGACGUUUUCAAACGGUAAGCAGAGCUGAAGAGAUUGGAGCUCCGGGUCUGUCUCAGUACAAUUCAGUAAUUCAAAGGCUUGAAAAAAAACACAAAACACAGAAUGUUAGGCUUACUGCAGUUUGAAAAACUGCUACUCUGAAUUGUCUCUGUCUUUGGGCACUGUGAGCAUUACUUAAACUAUAUACCUAUGAUAACAAUUACAUAAAACCUUGUGUGUUGGGGGAUGGGAAGGGUUUAUUAACAAACAUCUGCUUUUCUAAAGUAAAAUGUUACUCUUAAUAUACAGAAAGCUUCAGAGAGAUUUGUAGAAACAUAGAAGUUGUGGUUCCAGCGUAAGAUAAAGAUAUUGGAUAUUGCUUGCUACCACUAGGAGGCUUGGGACUCCAGCACUACUUUAAGCAGCUUAGGCACUAUUUAUGCUUCUAGACUGACUUUUCUUUGGAAGCACUCAGUAUAUAUCCACAGAUGGUCUUAUUUGUUUUUAGUUUUAUUUUGUUUUUUGUGCAUGUUCUGAAGCAUUACUGGUAACAUCUGGUUGUAUGUUGUUUUAAAAAAAAAAAAAAAAAAAAACCCAAUCCAUUUAAAGCUAAGUGGCGUAACUAAAGUUAUUUUAAAACUGGUAUUCGGUAUAAUCUCUGUAACCACUUGCAGUCAGAAAAUAGAUUUAUUUUUGUUGGCAUCGAAAUGUUGGAAUGAUUUGCACUACAAAUCAGUUGACGAUAUCUAUAAAUGUAUGGAGUUAAUUGUCAAAGUGGUACAUUUCUGAGAAUGGGAGGGGGCUUAAACAAUUAGGUUUAGAAAUUAAACCAGUUUUAAUAGUUGCUCAUUCUUUUAUGAAAGCUCUCAAUUUAGUAACCAAUAGAAACUGGCUAUGUUGCUGAUAAGUUUACAGUCAUUCAGAGAUUGCUGAUAUUAAACACCAGCAUUUCUUUGAGUAUUCAUGAAAAUCAGUGUGAUUUCCAAAUGCAUUUGAGGAUGUGUACUUGUGACGUCAUCCACAGACUAGGUUUUGAAGUGCAUUUACCAGCUAGAAGAAAAAUGAAAAAUAAACAAAAUCCAAGAGAAACCUAUUUCUUUUAUGUGAAAUUAGGCACCCAAAGAUGGGAGAUAUUUGAUAUUUGUUACAUUUUGUUCAUUUUUCCAGUGAAGAAGGUAAGCUGUGAAGGUUCAAGGCAAUUAAGGCACAACUCUGAAAUAAAUUCAUAUCACUGUAUCCUGUUGUCAGCAAUCAACUUUGUUGACCUUGAAGUCUUUUGGACAUGCAGGCUAGUCUUGAUGAUCUUGUUUAUAUUGGUGUGCUAGAGAAAAAAAUAUUCACUCCUGAUUUAAGUACAUUGGCAAUUCUGAUUUUUAUAAGGCAUAACUAAUGCAUAUGGACAACUUCAACUACUUCCGAUCAGCUCUUUUGUAAAAUUAAACCUAAAAGAUUAAUAUUUCACAUACUUUAAGCCCCUUCAAUUUUCUUGCAAGUAGAUGUUAACAUAAGGAGCACUGUACUCAGCUAUCAGUGAAGGGAUUCAAGUUUUAAGCCAUUUUUG
This is a messenger RNA of Emys orbicularis (European pond turtle), 4015 nucleotides long. RefSeq names its product oxysterol binding protein like 2 (gene OSBPL2). Gene Ontology annotation, molecular function: cholesterol binding. Gene Ontology annotation, cellular component: plasma membrane; intracellular membrane-bounded organelle; cytosol. The transcript is spliced from 18 exons. Lineage: Eukaryota; Metazoa; Chordata; Testudines; Emydidae. The record is from RefSeq and is a predicted model, not a curated record. Bases 567 to 2003 code for a protein of 478 amino acids.